This is a messenger RNA of Hemiscyllium ocellatum (epaulette shark), 3300 nucleotides long. Its product is annotated as leukosialin-like. The record is from RefSeq and is a predicted model, not a curated record. Lineage: Eukaryota; Metazoa; Chordata; Chondrichthyes; Orectolobiformes; Hemiscylliidae. The coding region runs from base 138 to 1139 and encodes 333 amino acids. The transcript is spliced from 2 exons.
GAGAUGGAAACAGAGACAGAAGAUUGGGGUGGGGAAGAGGAGGAAUUAUUCAUCAACUCAGCACUACAUACUGGUUUUUACCGUCAUCAGCAACCUGGUUUUGGUUCAGAAAGCCUGUCUCUUUAAAACUAACAAGGAUGAAAGCAAUUCAGUUGAUUACCCUGGCACUACUCGCAGACAGCCUUGGGGGCACAAUCACAACCAACUCUCUGCCAACAAUGGGUUCAGAAGAAACAAACUCAGGCACACCAACUUCAUUUCAUAACUCAAGUAAUUCUAUGCAGCCCUGGUUAAACACAACGACGCCAACCAUAACAAAUGCACCUUCAAGCGAUCUCCCUAGCGGCACUUCUUUCUUAACCAAUACACCUUCUACCACUUCACAGUUCACAUCAGAAGUUUCAAGUGAAGUACAAUCAAUUCAGAGUGCCACCUCUCAAUCAACUUCACACUUGACGACAAAACAUGAGAGCACCAAGUCAACCUUGAUGACAACAAUCACCAGCAAGUCAACCACGAAACAGCUAAAUAAUGGAACUGCAGCACGAAUUAUCGCUUACGUCAUUGGUGGCGCAUUGCUGCUAAUGUUGAUCAUAAUAUGUAUCCUUUUGUUGCGGAAAAGAUGUGCAAAAAGGCCUUCAGAGGACCAGACAUGGGCAGGAACCUGUCCAAGUCCCACUGAAAUGGAUCUACAUGCAUUUGAGGUUAACGAUAACAAUGUUGCUCCAACAAAACGCCCCUCACUCACCACCUUUUUGUCUAAAAAAUCAAAACGCGAAUCCUUACUUGAUCAAAGCAUGCAAGAGUCUGAAGGAGUUGUCAAUACUUCUUCACCUGAGACUGAAGAAAAGCUCAUUGAGCCUGAAGUCAAGGUAGAAAAUGAAACUGCAAAAGAAAUUCAACCAAGUGAAACACAUAACCAAGAUUUUAAACCACCAAAUCCUCCCGAAGCACAAACUUCAGUGAAUGAUCAUGAACCAGCUGCUUCAUCACCUGCAACACAUACAGAUGGUCCUGCCCCAGCUCAGGAGGCUCCCGAGUUAGAUCCAAGUAUCUCCCUUCCCCCUCCUCCAGAUGAUUUUCUGGAUUUUGUAAACAAUUCUGAUAAUCCACCACCAUUGUUGGAGCUACAAGUCUAAAGUACAAGGUAUUAGUUUUAUCUUCCACAACUGCAAAGCAAUUAUACAUAUACACGGCAUGGUGACUCAGUGGUUAGCACUGCUGCCUCCCAGCACCAGGGUCCCAGGUUUGAUUCCAGCCUCAGGUGACUUGUCUGUGUGGAGUUUGCACAUUCUCCCCGUGUCUGCGCGGGUUUCCUCUGGGUACUCCAGUUUCCUCCCAUAGUCCAAAAAUGUGCAGAUUAGGUGAAUUGGCCAUGCUAAAUUGCCCGUAGUGUUAAGCGGAGGGGUAAAUGUAGAGGAAUGGGUUUGGGUGGGUUGCGCUUCGGCGGGUUGGUGUGGACUUGUUGGGCCGAAGGGCCUGUUUCCACACUGUAAGCAAUCUAAAAUCAUUGUAAUCUGCAUUGGCUAAAGUUUGCCUAAGAUGCCUCCUGCAACAACUGUGCUUCAGCAUUGCCAAACCAUAUCUUAAAAAUCCGAUAGGCUAACAUCACUCAUCAUACCUAAAAAGUGCAAUGUACAGCACCUUUCUAAAGUUGGAAGUGGAAUCAAGAUUUGAAACUAGAUGCAGACAAAAAUCCCCUAUAGACUGCAAUUCCAUGAAUGCACUUCUGCAUUUUUUUUAAUGAAAAGGGCAGCAAUACAUAUAUUUUCUUAAUUAGUUUCACACCCACCAUUGCACUGACUCUAGGUAACUGGUGAAUUACCUCAAAAGCCUUUUCAUCUACCAACAUCUUUCACAGCAGCCACUUUAUGUACAGUUCACAAAGUGGUCAACCACAAUAAUGCAACAAAUACUGCUUUAGACGGCAAUGAUUUUUUUUUCCCAUAUACAAGAUAAAUGGAAAAGCAGCUAGCUUUUAACAGAAUUCUUCCUCAGUUGACAUUCAAAAUGAAAAAAAUGUAUAGAAAUUAACUAGCUUCUUGUCUAUGGACUGAUUUUACUCAAAAUAUGUUACUCAAGUAUAUUUUAUUGAAAUUCUAUUAAAAAAACUCUCCAGCAGACAAGCCUGCAAUCUAAAAACAGUGAACUAUGCUUUGCGAUUGUAUUCUGCAAUACUGCAGAUUGUUUUAGUUUUGUGCUUAUGCUGGUCUUGGUGAUUUCUUCCUUCAAGUUUCUAUCCUACUCAACUCCCCUGAAAGUUAUAUUUUAAUCCUUCUAUUCCUUAAGUGUGAAUUUAAUUUAAAUGAUUACAUAUAGUAAAACUGAAUUGUAUUUCACUUCUGUAAUUCAGCACAUUACAGGGGGAAGAUGGCAAAAGGCAUUUUUCUUACACAUCAAGAGACUCACUCCUUUCCUUGAUGCAUUACUUUUCCAGUCCUUCCUUGUACUUAGUUCUGUCCAUGAGUGUAUCAUUUUUGGAAUGAAUCAUGCCUUUGGCAUACACUUAUUGCACCAUACUCCAAUGUGGUACGAAAAGGAAAAAGAAAUUGAUGUUUUUGUAUGUUAAUAGCCACAGAAAAAGCAUCAGCAAGAAAUGUAUGCAUGUUUCAAUCUGCAAUCCAGAUGACAUGAAUUCAAUUACUCAAGACAUCCACCUGCGGACACCACUUCUAAAUCCAAUGUGGACAGAUAGAAUCAUUGCUUAUUAACAAUAAGAAGUGGGUUACACCAGUUUCAAAAAAGCUUUUUGAGAAUAACCAGAUUCAGCAUCAUUUUAGAGGUUCACAAUGAGUGAACUGAAUUAAUACAGAAAUUCCACACUGCUCAAGUUACUUCAACUCCCAUUUCUGGUAGCUCACAGUACAUUGUCCUUAACUUCGAACUAUACCUUCUCUGGAAUACAGCAACACGAACAGAUAUUUUUAAGAAAAUGAAAUACAAUUUUCUUUGGACAAAGUGCGUGAAACAGAUGUAGAUGGCAUAUUAGUUACUUUGCAAGUCUUAAAAAAAUGUAUUAUCAGUAAGAUGAAGUGAAAACUGUAGUGAAUUUGCAUCAUUCUCAGCAGGGAAAUUCUGUUUAUUUGGAUUUUAUGCAUAACUUUAAAGCAAGAAACUGCAGGUCACAGGAAACAGGGAGGAGGAAAGCAUCUCAGAAGAUGGUUACACAAGAACCAUUUAUUUACAGCAGUUGCUAUCGCAAAUAAUUUUAAGAAAACUAACCCAGAUGUACACACAUUUUAAUCUUCCAAGUCUUAUCUGAUAUGUUGCAAUUAAAUAAAAAGAAAAUGAAACGGUCAA